AUGAUCGCGGAGUUGUUGAGCAGCGCCCUGGGGCUCGCCCUGUACCUCAACACCCUGAGCGCCGACUUCUGCUACGAUGACAGUCGAGCUAUCAAGACAAACCAGGACCUUUUGCCUGAGACGCCGUGGAUCCAUAUCUUCUACAAUGACUUUUGGGGGACGCUGCUGACUCACAGUGGGAGCCACAAGUCCUACAGACCUCUCUGCACACUUUCCUUCCGCAUUAACCAUGCUGUUGGGGGAAUGGACCCCUGGGGCUACCACCUUGUAAAUGUCCUCUUACAUGCUGCAGUCACUGGCCUUUUCACAAACUUCUCCAGGAUUCUCUUUGGCGAUGGGUACUGGACCUUGAUAGCAGGCCUGCUGUUUGCAUCUCAUCCCAUCCACACGGAAGCCGUAGCAGGGAUUGUAGGGAGGGCAGAUAUUGGAGCCUGCCUCUUCUUUCUGCUUUCCCUCAUGUGUUACGUGAAGCACUGCUCUACCAGAGGUUCCUCACCAAGUACUUGGGGCUGGAUCUUGGGAGCAGGGCUGUGUGCCGGAUGCAGCAUGCUGUGGAAGGAGCAAGGAGUGACUGUUCUGGCCAUUUCAGCUGUGUACGAUAUCUUUGUAUUUCAUCGACUGAAAAUGCAUCAGAUCAUUUCUGCUUUAUACAAGAGAAAGAAUUUGACCCUGUUCUUCAGCAUUGGUUUAUUGACCUCCUGGGGAACUGCACUGCUGGGUGUUCGCUUAUACUGGAUGGGCAACAAGCCCCCUAGUUUUUCUAAUUCUGACAAUCCAGCAGCUGAUUCAGACAGUUUUCUCACACGUACUCUAACCUUCUUUUACUUGCCAACCAAGAACCUCUGGCUGCUGCUGUGCCCAGACACCCUCAGCUUUGACUGGUCUAUGGAUGCUGUGCCUCUUUUAAAAGCCGUCAGUGACUGGAGGAAUCUACACACUGUGGCCUUCUAUGCAGGACUCCUCCUGCUUGCCUACUUUAGCUUGAAGGGCUCCAGCAAUGAGAGAGAAUGCAAUGGGAAAACUGUAAUGAAUGGCAAGCAAAAUGCUAAUGGGCAUAGCUGCCACCCAGAGAUGGAGUACAAGACACUGGAGGCGAAGUCAAGCUUUGCAUCAAAAGAAGAGAAUGGCCUAAAAAAGCAUGAAAUUCAGAAACUGCAGCUUCCUUCAACCGAGAACAUUGUCAUUCUGUCUCUCUCUUUGUUAAUAGUGCCCUUCGUUCCUGCCACAAACCUGUUUUUCUAUGUUGGCUUUGUAAUAGCAGAGCGUGUGCUGUAUGUUCCUAGUAUGGGCUUCUGCCUGCUGGUUACAGUAGGUGUCAGGGCCCUUUAUGUCAAAGCCCAAAAGCGCUUUCUGAAGAACUUGGUUUUUUGUUCCACUGCUGCAUUAAUUGUUUUCUAUGGACUCAAGACUGUUGUCAGGAAUGGGGACUGGCAGAAUGAGGAGAUGCUGUAUAGGUCAGGGAUAAAAGUAAACCCUGCUAAAGCAUGGGGUAACCUUGGAAAUGUUCUCAAGAGCCAGAGCAAGAUUUCUGAAGCUGAAAGCGCCUAUAGAAAUGCCUUGUACUACCGCAGCAACAUGGCUGAUAUGCUUUAUAAUUUAGGAUUACUACUUCAGGAAAACAGCAGGUUUUCAGAGGCAUUGCAUUACUAUAAACUGGCAAUUGGUAGCAGACCCACACUAGCUUCUGCAUAUUUAAAUACUGGUAUCAUCCUGAUGAACCAAGGGAAGACAGAGGAAGCCAGGAGGACUUUUCUGAAGUGUUCAGAGAUUCCUGAUGAAAAUCUGAAAGAUCCUCAUGCUCAUAAAAGCUCUGUUACCAGCUGUCUUUAUAACUUAGGAAAACUUUUUCAUGAACAAGGACACUAUGAGGAGGCCCUUACGGUUUACAAAGAAGCAAUACAGAAAAUGCCCAGGCAGUUUGCACCACAGAGCCUAUAUAACAUGAUGGGAGAAGCCUAUAUGAGGAUGAGCCGGCUGCCCGAAGCAGAGCACUGGUAUGUGGAGUCACUGCGAUCCAAGAGCGACCACAUCCCAGCCCAUCUCACCUAUGGAAAACUGCUGGCUCUCACGGGACGCAAGAGUGAGGCAGAGAAGUACUUCAUGAAGGCUAUUCAGCUGGAUCCUACCAAAGGAAACUGCUACAUGCAUUAUGGUCAGUUCCUCCUAGAAGAAUCUCGCCUGAUAGAAGCAGCUGAAAUGGCAAAAAAAGCAGCUGAACUUGAUAAUAUGGAAUUUGAUGUUGUUUUCAAUGCAGCCCAUAUGCUCAGACAAGCCAGUCUUAAUGAAGAGGCCGAGAAGUAUUAUGAAAUGGCAGCAGGAUUAAGACCUAAUUAUCCAGCUGCCCUAAUGAAUCUUGGAGCCAUUCUCCAUCUAAAUGGCAAGCUGAAAGAGGCUGAAGAAAACUACCUCCUUGCUCUUCAACUUAAACCUGAUGAUGUCAUCACCCAGUCCAAUCUUCGCAAAUUGUGGAACAUCAUGGAGAAACAAGGUUUGAAAACAUCCAAAACAUGAUGAUGAAAAUUCUGAACUUCUUUUCCUUAAAGUGAUUCAACCCAGGAACUAGAACUUCCACACAGUUGUCAGGUCAGAGAACUUGCUGGACUUGACUGUAAGGAUCAGAGGUCCUAAUUGCUGCUAGGAGAAGCUAUUCUGCUAGAGAAAUAGAAAAAGGGAGACUUUGAGGGAUUCAUGGAGAACUUGUUACGCAACAAAAGUAUUUGGAAACAAUGGCACAUGAGAGAAGUUGUUUCAGUAUAUUUGAUAAACAAUUGCAAAUCCCAUAUUGCUUACUUUUGGGUGGGUACUUGAAAGUAUACUGUCAUAGAAAUAUGAAGGGAAAAUCACACAGUAUACACUAAGCCAUAUGGGAAUACGAGUGGUAAUAGUAGGUUAAAGUAUUUUGCUGAUACUGUAACUCAUUAAAAUGUGUACUAAAUCCAGUGUGUUUGCAGUUUGUCUUAAUGCUGCUGUAUCUCACUUUUGAACCACUUGCUAGCCAAUUUUACAGCUUAUAUGGCCCAUUUUUUUUCAAACCUGUCACAUGAUUAGAUGACAGCACUGCAAGUUGUUUACUGUUACUUCAGUAUGCCUGGUACUUCAGCUUGUUAACUUAUAGUGCAGUUUUCUUGAGAUACACAGUCAAAUUUCUGUGAGGAAGACAGAAUGACCAAGGAGCUGUCUGUAUUCUACAUCAGAUGUAGUAUGUGGGCUAGUAAAAAAAAGACCAGAGAUGUGAUUUAGUAAUACAAGCAAGAGGGAUGUUUGUCCUCAUACCAAAACAGUGUGGUCAGACUGUCAUCUUAGAAAAAAAUAAUUGAUAUUAUAGAAUAAUGUAUUUGACUCUCUUUACUUUGCUAUCAGAUAAGUCUAACUUUAAAUCAGACUCUGCACAUGAUACUUUUGCAGUUAGUAAUUAAAAUGAGAGUUGAAAAUAUUAGUGCUUGGGUAAGCCACAAUGAGACUUCAUGAGCAACUCAGAGAAAAGGGAAUGUUAUGCAUUGAUGAGGCUAGCAAAUAACUGAAGGGACUCGAUUCAGUAAUGCUUAAAAUAGUGUAGAUUAAGAGGAAUCAGUAAUGGUGGUUGCCAGUUACUUUUCAUAUUGUUGGUGUUUUAAACAAACCUAUUCAGAUUCUAACCAAAUAUUAGCAUUCUGUUUGUAUUCUGACACAUGCUAGCAGCAGAGAUGUCAAAUAUCUAGAUAUGCUUUUGGUGAGGUUCAAUUUAUUUCUGUUUCAGAAUAAUUUAGCCUCAUUACUGUUUUAGUCUUCAGAUUUUAAAUGUACAAAUAA
Sturnus vulgaris (Common starling) is the source of this 3789-nucleotide messenger RNA. It is a transcript of the gene TMTC2, whose product is annotated as transmembrane O-mannosyltransferase targeting cadherins 2. Gene Ontology annotation, biological process: protein O-linked glycosylation via mannose. Gene Ontology annotation, molecular function: protein binding; mannosyltransferase activity. Lineage: Eukaryota; Metazoa; Chordata; Aves; Passeriformes; Sturnidae. Gene Ontology annotation, cellular component: endoplasmic reticulum membrane. The record is from RefSeq and is a predicted model, not a curated record.